GUGGGCUCCUGCUAUCCUCUCUCUCUCACUCACCCACGUGUCGCCCUCCCCAAACCCUCGAUUCGAUUCUUCGAACUCCAAUAGGAGUCCUAAUAAUCAACGACAACAGCGUACACAAUCAUCCACUGCCGCACCAACUCAAACAGCAGCUGCUUCAGUCGUAGCACAGAGACAGACAGUCGACAUCAUCCUGAAAACCAAAAGGGGGGAGCCUUUCUAGGCCGUGCGUUCGUACUCAAGUACUGGUUCUCUGCCCCGAAACUUCUCAGCCGUUGUUCUCUCGAAGAUUUUGUGUUUCAAAAAAGGAAAGUAUUUACAGUAAAGAAGGGGACUGUGUCUGUGUAUAUCCCGGUUGGAAAUCCACCUCACCCUUCUCCGGCCGCUAUUAACUCAGGUGCUUCAUAGAUAUCACUUAGGAUACAAGCGAUCCGGUCAUAAACUGCAGCACUUUAAGGUGACUUUCUGAAACAACCUCGAUGGGGACAGGGGAAGAGGGCACACCCACUAAGCCUUCCAAACCAGCUUCUUCAACUCAGGAAAUACCAACAACACAUUCUUAUCCUGAUUGGUCGAGCUCAAUGCAGGCUUAUUAUGGUCCUGGAGCCACUCCACCUCCGUUUUUUGCCUCAACUGUUGCUUCCCCAACACCCCAUCCCUAUAUGUGGGGAGGCCAGCACCCUCUGAUCCCACCCUAUGGAACCCCAAUUCCAUACCCAGCUCUAUAUCCUCCAGGGGGAGUUUAUGCUCAUCCUAAUAUGACCAUGACCCCAAACUAUGUACAGACGAAUGCAGAGUUGGAAGGGAAGGGCCCUGAUGGGAAGGACAGAGCUUCAGCUAAAAAAUCCAAAGUAACUUCUGGAAAUUCUAGCAAGGCUGGAGAGAGUGCAAAGGCAGCUUCAGGUUCAGGAAAUGAUGGUGCUUCACAAAGUGCUGAAAGUUGUACUGAGGGUUCAUCAGAUGGAAGCGAUGAGAAUAAUGACCAACAGGAUUUUGCUGCAAGUAAGAAGGGAAGCUUUCAUCAGAUGCUGGCAGAUGGAGCCAAUGCACAAAAUACCACUGUUGGGGGCAUUGUCCAAGGUUCAGUUCCGGGGAAGCCUGUGGCCUCUAUGCCUGCAACUAACUUGAAUAUUGGAAUGGACUUAUGGAAUGCAUCCCCUGGUGGGGCCGGAGCUGCAAAAGUGAGACCAAAUCCAUCUGGCACCUCAUCAACACUUGAAGGCGUAAUGCCUGAGCAGUGGAGACAGGAUGAACGUGAACUUAAAAGACAGAAGAGGAAGCAAUCUAAUAGGGAGUCAGCUCGGAGGUCAAGAUUACGCAAACAGGUAGAGUGCGAAGAACUACAGGCAAGGGUGGAAAACUUGAACAAUGAGAAUCGCACUCUCAGAGAUGAGAUGCAGAGGAUUUCCAAGGAGUGUGAAAAGCUUAAAUCCGAAAAUGGUUCCAUCAUGGAAGAAUUGACAAGUAUAUGUGGACCAGAUGCAAUCGCUAAACUCGAACAGAACAUCCCCACAUCAGUUCUUCAGUCUCAUGGUGGUGAUGGCAACAGUUAGAAACCCUGCAAAGACAAGAAGACUCUAGUCUGAGAAACAUAAAUUAAUUCGACUCCCGGAAGUAAUGACAUUUGCACUCAUCGAGCAUAGAACAUCUAUUUUUGUUACUAAUCUAUAGCCUUAACCUCUUGUAACUAUAACUUUUAUGAAUCUUAACCGAGUGGUUACGUUGAUAAAUCCAUCUGUAUUGUAUUGGACGAUUAGGGGAAAAAUAUUGCAUAUAAGAGAGUGCUACACAAUACUACUACGGCACCAACAUUUAUCUAUGUUUGUAUGCUUAUUGUCGUCAAUACCACAUUUUCUCUGUUAAGGCAA
Messenger RNA from Juglans regia (Persian walnut), 1865 nucleotides. RefSeq names its product G-box-binding factor 1. Gene Ontology annotation, molecular function: sequence-specific DNA binding; DNA-binding transcription factor activity. Bases 477 to 1550 code for a protein of 357 amino acids. Gene Ontology annotation, cellular component: nucleus. Gene Ontology annotation, biological process: regulation of DNA-templated transcription. The record is from RefSeq and is a predicted model, not a curated record. The transcript has 12 exons. NCBI's taxonomy places the organism in Eukaryota, Viridiplantae, Streptophyta, Magnoliopsida, Fagales, Juglandaceae.